AUUUCGUUUGUUUUUCUUUGCCUAUCGCCGCCUGUGGCCUAUGAAGCUCGGCUCUGAAGGAGCGCGGCCUCGAGGGGAUUGAAGGAUGGUGGCCAGGGCGAAGGCAAAGGCGAAGACCUCAGCGAGCAACGGCGCCCGAGUGCGCACAGCGAAGCCGAGAACAUCGGCUCUGGAGGUCGGGGACUCCGUGCGCCUCGUGGGGCUCGAGGCCUUCGCCGCGCUCAACGGGCGCCGGGGGAAGGUCGUGUCCUUCGACGGAGCGCGGCAGCGGUGGCAGGUGGCUCUCGAGGACGGGGUGAAGAACGUAUUGGCCUCCAACCUGCGCAAGGAGCCUGAGUCCGAGAAGCCCCAAGCUACGCCGCAACGCAUGCGCCAAGUGGGCAAGCGACCUCCGAUGGAGGAUUCUUCGCCAAAGCGCAGGCGCUUGGUCGAGGAAAGUGAUGCUCAGUCGGCCAGGCCCUCCGGCGAUGCGGGAGCAGCAUCUCAGGCGAAGCCUCAGGUGAAGCCGAAGGAGCCCAAGAGGCCAAAACCGCCGAAGGCUCCGAAGCCGCCGAAAGCGGCGGCGCAGACAGGAAAAGCGCAGAGUUUGGACGAGGACGACGACGACGAGCUCUUCGACGUCGAGGAGUUGGAGGGUGAAGAGGAGGUCUCUGACUCCUCCGAGGAAGAAGACGCCGCCGAUGAAGAUGACGAGGAGGAGUUUGCCUGGGAACCCGUGGGAGCUCUACAGAUGCCUCAGGUGUGGUCCGGUGCGCACAAGCCCGGAGAGAAGGCCUUCGCAGCCUAUGCCUCCAGAUGCCUGGCCAAGGCGGGGCUGGGAACUGCGGACAGCCCCUUCGCCGGCUUGAAGAUGCGGCUCCACCAGGAGUCUGCGUCCUUCCUGCUGCACCCGGAGAGCCCCGUCACCCGGCUGCUGGUGGACCACGCCACCGGCACUGGCAAGACUCUCAUCAUGCUCCGAAUCCUCGACAACUACUUCGACGAUGCCAGGCCGAAGGUUGUGAUCUUCCCGAAAGACUCGGUGUGUGACAACUUCUACCAGGAACUCUUGAAGUGGCCCACGCGCUGGCGCCACUUCUUUUGCUUCCUGCGACCGGCGGAGGCGUCCCUGGCCAGCGGCGCAAAGGACUGGCGCCGGAAGAGGUUCGAGGUCUGGGACCUCAACAAUGACCGAUCUCGAGCAGAGGCGAAGUCGCGGGGCGCGCGCUUGGAGAAGGUCAUCGCUGAGCUCACGGAGAGCAUCCGAGAGGCCUUGGAGAUGAAGCACGCCAUUUGCGGCGGCAAGGUGAAAGCCAAGGUGGCCAGGGACUUCCUGGAGGCGCACCCGGACGCCCCCAUGCCCCGUGCGCCACUGCGCGCCUUCCGCUACACCACGGCGGGAGGGGGCGCCGCGGCGCUCGGCAGGGAUGGGUGGCCCAAGAGCCCCAUCCUGAAGAUGGGCUUCGACGUGGCGGAGCUCAACCCCUAUUCUGGCAAGGUCGUGAUCAUGGACGAAUGCCAUAACCUCGUCAGACCCAACCAGAUGUACGAGGACCAGCUCGGACAUCUCCGAAAUCUUCUGCACGAUGCGACUCGGACCGUCCUGGCCGGAUUCACCGGGACGCCGGUGGGCAACGAUGCGGCAGAAGGCAGGGCGCUUCUUGACAUCAUCAAGGCGCCGAUGAGGUGCUUUCCCCUGGGUCUGCUCUUGGGGCUGUGGCUGGGGAAGCACUGCGACGCGGGGGACGAGGGCUUCAUCUCGUGCUUCCACGCCCGGGCGAAUGAGGACUUCCCCAGGGAGGUGCCGGUGCAGGGAAUCCCGGAUGGUGUGCUGCACGACGAGAUGUUGCCGGAUCUGGUGAGGAUGCACUCUCUUCAUGGAGAGGCUCUGAAGCGAUAUCUGCUCAAGGAGGUGGAGUUUAUGAUCACUCCAAGACUCACUCGUCUGCCUGAGGAGAAACGGCUCGCGAGAUUGUCGAACUACUGCAACCUCCACGUCUUCCACGGUUCCUACACCGGCGCAAAGCGCACGGCAUUGCUGUCGAAUGUGAAGGAUCACGCCCCCAAGUUCCACGGUGUGGCCAAAGCGAUCGCCAAGAGGGCCGAGAAGGCCGUGGUGAUGUUGUCCCGGCAGACGGGGUACAAGACCUUGCUGGAGAUCCUCCAGAAGACCGGGAAGAAGCGAGGCUUCAAAGUGGCGACCUUGAAGGAGCUGAGCGACUUCAACGACGGGCGGCGGAACCUCCGCGGGGAGCGCUUCCGCGUCCUGGUGGCGGAGAGCUCCGAGGCAGGCGAGGGCAUUCAGUUCAAGCACGUCCGGCGGCUUCACUUGGUGGAGGUGCCAGCGAGGCACUCGGAGCUGGUGCAGCGCGCCUCGCGCUGCGUGCGGCUGGGCGGCCACGAGGGCCUCCCGCCGGAAGAAAGAGAAUUGGCCAUCGAGCUGCACCUCACGCAGCUGCCGGCCUUCCUCCGGAAGGGUCCCAGCUCCUUCAUCUACCGCGAGCUUCUCAAUGCCAAGGAGGUGAUGUCUAUCCCAGGCGCCAAGCUGGAGGAAGCAACAGGUGCAUGCAUGAAAGAGCUCAAGAAGCGUGGCGUGAAAGACUUGGUGGAUUUCCGGAGAGUUCUCCAGGCUGAAGAUGGGGUCAAGCUCAUCGAUCUUCUGACGGAGACGGUGCUGGAGAUCCUGGGGAACACCAAUGCUGCCCCUGCGCGGCCUCUGGCGGUCUCUAUGUGGCACCUCCGAAAGCGAGACGACGAUUUGGUCGCGCUGGAGCGAAACCUGUUGAAGCAGGCGACGGUGAAGACUGCUGACCACCUGCUCUUGGAGCGGCUCCUAGACAAGAGCGCGGAGCUGCUGGCUCCGCUGGAGGCCAUGCGCCUCCAAGCAGUGGACAGGGCUCUGCUGGCGCCGCUGGGGGACCCUCCCAAGGCUCCGCCCCCGCGGAACGCCAACUCCGAGGUGUUGAAACUGGAGGAGGAAGAAGAGGCCAAGGAGGAUGAGGACGACGUGGGCGAUCUCGCAGAGGACUUGGCCGUGCCAGAGGUCGCGCAGGCGCCCGAGACGGCGUUGAAGACCUGAGGACCUUUCCGCCUGCCAUGGGUAGCUUUGGCCACGGGGUUCGAGUCAAAGCGAAAAGGUGAGCUGGGGCGUGCCCAAAGG
This is a messenger RNA of Effrenium voratum, 3139 nucleotides long. The record is from the annotation of a GenBank genome assembly. NCBI's taxonomy places the organism in Eukaryota, Dinophyceae, Suessiales, Symbiodiniaceae.